This is a messenger RNA of Gorilla gorilla gorilla (western lowland gorilla), 948 nucleotides long. It is a transcript of the gene OR8J3, whose product is annotated as olfactory receptor family 8 subfamily J member 3. Gene Ontology annotation, cellular component: membrane. Gene Ontology annotation, molecular function: olfactory receptor activity; G protein-coupled receptor activity. The coding region runs from base 1 to 948 and encodes 315 amino acids. NCBI's taxonomy places the organism in Eukaryota, Metazoa, Chordata, Mammalia, Primates, Hominidae. The transcript has a single exon. Gene Ontology annotation, biological process: G protein-coupled receptor signaling pathway. The record is from RefSeq and is a predicted model, not a curated record.
AUGGCUCCUGAAAAUUUCACCAGGGUCACUGAGUUUAUUCUCACAGGUGUCUCUAGCUGUCCAGAGCUCCAGAUUCCCCUUUUCCUGGUCUUCCUGGUGCUCUAUGUGCUGACCAUGGCAGGGAACCUGGGCAUUAUCACCCUCACCGGUGUUGACUCUCGACUUCAAACCCCCAUGUACUUUUUCCUGCGACAUCUAGCUAUCAUCAAUCUUGGCAACUCUACUGUCAUUGCCCCUAAAAUGCUGAUGAACUUUUUAGUAAAGAAGAAAACUACCUCAUUCUAUGAAUGUGCCACCCAACUGGGAGGGUUCUUGUUCUUUAUUGUAUCGGAGGUAAUGAUGCUGGCUGUGAUGGCAUAUGACCGCUAUGUGGCCAUUUGUAACCCUCUGCUCUACGUGGUGGUGGUGUCUCGGCGGCUCUGCCUCCUGCUGGUCUCCCUCACGUACCUCUAUGGCUUUUCUACAGCUAUUGUGGUUUCACCUUGUAUAUUCUCUGUGUCUUAUUGCUCUUCUAAUAUAAUCAAUCAUUUUUACUGUGAUAUUGCACCUCUGUUAGCAUUAUCUUGCUCUGAUACUUACAUGCCAGAAACAAUAGUCUUUAUAUCUGCAGCAACAAAUUUGGUUUUUUCCAUGAUUACAGUUCUAGUAUCUUAUUUCAAUAUUGUUUUGUCCAUUCUAAGGAUACGUUCACCAGAAGGAAGGAAAAAAGCCUUUUCCACCUGCGCUUCGCAUAUGAUAGCAGUCACGGUUUUCUAUGGGACAAUGCUAUUCAUGUAUUUGCAGCCCCAAACCAACCACUCAUUGGAUACUGAUAAGAUGGCUUCUGUGUUUUACACAUUGGUGAUUCCUAUGCUGAAUCCCUUGAUCUACAGCCUGAGGAAUAAUGAUGUAAAGGUUGCCUUAAAGAAAUUCAUGGAAAAUCCAUGUUACUCCUUUAAAUCAAUGUAA